This is a messenger RNA of Myripristis murdjan (pinecone soldierfish), 5748 nucleotides long. It is a transcript of the gene napepld, whose product is annotated as N-acyl phosphatidylethanolamine phospholipase D. Gene Ontology annotation, molecular function: zinc ion binding; N-acylphosphatidylethanolamine-specific phospholipase D activity. The coding region runs from base 596 to 1981 and encodes 461 amino acids. Gene Ontology annotation, biological process: N-acylethanolamine metabolic process; N-acylphosphatidylethanolamine metabolic process. The record is from RefSeq and is a predicted model, not a curated record. Gene Ontology annotation, cellular component: cytoplasm; membrane-bounded organelle. NCBI's taxonomy places the organism in Eukaryota, Metazoa, Chordata, Actinopteri, Holocentriformes, Holocentridae. The transcript is spliced from 10 exons.
AUUCAUGGUGCAGUACGGGUGCACCGCCCCCCAAAUCAGGGUCGUUUCAUGUGCUGCCUUCAUGGUCUCCUCUUGUGCUCAUACUUUACGCAUUUAUUAAUUUAAAUACGACCUGUUGCACAUGGAGCCUCAGUGUUUGGUCGAUAAAAGGAACUAAAUUCAUUCAUUGUGUAGCAGAAUAAUAAUUGUUUGCCUAAAUUGGUUAAUUCAUUAUAUAAAGUGACAGAUACCUUAUUUGUGUCAUAGCGCGAGGAAAAGAGGAAAACGCACAAAUAAUUGAUUUUUUUAUUUGACUGAUUAUCAAAAUUUAUAUAAUAGGCUAAUCACCUAUAUAUUAAGUUGCUCAUUUACCCAGUGCGAUUCAUUCACUACUUCAUAGUUAAUAAAUCAAGCUGAUAACUUUGAGAUUUCCGACAGUCAGUAAAGGCAGCAUUAGAGCAGCUCAGAUCAGGAAGUUAAAGUUUCUCUCUGCCGUCCGGACACUGAACAACUCUCCAUGGAGUGCAAUCAAAACUGAGUUACACGCCGGCUCUUGUCCUUUAGCGUCCCUGUAUUAGCGGUCCUCAGUAAAUAUGGUCAAACACAAGCAGCCAGAAUGGAGUCGGUGUUGUUGAGGCCUGUGCUGAUGUUGUUUUCGUGUUGCAAGCCUAAUAAAUAUGCUGCACGACUCAAUGUACCGUUAGUGGGUCUCUCCGCCUUUAAGUAUCUCCAGUGCUCCUCACUGAGGAGCAGCUCGAGGUGUGGUAGUGAGCCCAUGGAGAGGCCAGCCGUCUCAGACAGAGCAGAUCUGGAGGAGAGCAAAGGCCUGGUGGAGGUGGAUGGCAGAGUGCUGAGAGGGGCAGAAGGUGGGGAGGCGGACCCUCAGACUCCAAGGAAGAGCAGCUCCUCCCGCAAGAGCUUCCGCCUGGACUACCGGCUGGAGGAGGACGUGACGAAGUCGUGUCGGGACAAUCAUGGCCGCUGGACCAACCCCUGGCCCACAUGGAGGUUCCCUUCCUACUCGACCCUGCUCAGGUUCCUGCUGUUGGACAAAAAUCACAGCAACGUGCCAACUAGUAAAGAGGUCCUCGACAAUGAGCUCCCAGUCAUGGUGCCGUACUUCAUCCAGAACCCACAUAUUGAUGGCGAGAUCCGCUCCACUUCCCCCUCCGACGCUGCUCCGGGUCUCAGAGUCACCUGGUUGGGUCACGCCACCGUUCUGGUCGAAAUGGACGGGCUGAAUAUUCUGACGGACCCCAUUUUCAGCCAGCGUGCCUCACCGGUCCAGUUCGUGGGGCCCAGAAGGUACCGAGGGCCCCCCUGCACUGUGGAACAGCUGCCCAGGAUUGAUGCUGUUGUGAUCAGUCAUUCUCAUUAUGAUCAUCUGGAUGCUGGAUCUGUUGCUAGUCUCAACGCACGCUUUGGAGGGGAGCUACGCUGGUUCGUGCCCCUGGGUUUGAUGGACUGGCUGGUGAAGGUGGGCUGUGAGAAUGUGAUGGAGCUGGACUGGUGGGAGGAGAACUGUGUCCCAGGUCAUGAUGACAUCACAUUUGUCUGCACACCCGCACAACACUGGAGCAAACGCUCCGCGCUGGAUGACAACAAGUCUUUAUGGGGGAGCUGGACUGUUCUGGGUCCUGACCACCGUUUCUUCUUCGCUGGUGACACCGGCUACUGCUCCUCCUUCCAGGAGAUUGGACGACGCUUUGGUCCAUUUGACCUCGCAGCAAUCCCUAUUGGAGCAUACCAUCCCAGGGAUGUGAUGCAAGGGCAGCAUGUCGACCCAGAAGAAGCUGUUCAGAUUCACCAAGAUGUCCAAGCCAAACGCUCACUAGCCAUUCACUGGGGAACGUUUGCCCUCGCCUAUGAGUACUAUUUGGAACCACCGGUUCGUCUCAGAGAGGCCCUGGAGCAGAAAGGGCUGAAGCCAGACUCCUUCUUCACCUUGCACCAUGGUGAGUCUUGCCUUAUAAGGUCACAUGAAGAGGAGGUGUUUGACUGAUCAGACCGAUGAGAGUCUCCACGCACACCGCUGUCCCGCAAAUAUUUGAGAAUGUCAAGUCUUUUGUUUUUGAUUAGGUGUUGUACCAGAUGUUGUUGUGUACACAUCGUAUCUCAUUCACAGUGACUCAUAAGCUCUCCUCCUGACUACAAGAGGAUGAAGUCAUAUUAUUCAGUAUACUGAGACUUCAGUGCUACUCAUCCUAUUUUCUGUUGGGUUUUGUGUGCUGAAUAAGGUUGUGUCAGUUAUAAAAGGUGAGAAUAUUUUGUUUACCACAUACAGAUGGAUACUGUUGAUUAGCAUAUGAAAAUGCACAUAAACAGCUCAUCCCAACUGUAAGUAGGAUAUGAAAAUACUGUAAUAUUGUUUGAUUGUAAACACACUGAAUGUUUGCCCUGGCGUUAUGUAGUCAAGACAGGGAAUAUUAUCUAGCGGUGCUGCACCUCCACUUGAACAAAUUUGAUCAGUGUACAAUUUUUUCAAAAUGCAUUUUAAUUGCUUCUGGCACAGAUCUAGUCUUAUGGCUCAUGAGGAGAUUUUUCCAUGUAUUCAGCCAUUGUAUGUGUGCCAGAAAGAGUCAAAAUCAGAUCUUCUGCAGCUGUGUGACCAAUAUGUUUUUCCACUGCAUCAGUGUGCUGCACCGGACCCACACUGGCACACUCCAAUGUGGUUUUCCAUUGUGUUUUGUGAACAGCACUUCGUAAGACCAGUGUUGGUACAGUGCAACACUUUCUCAAAUGAAAACUAUAAUAAGGCUCAGAUACCAUUGAGUAGGUGGGGCUUGUCACCUUGUCACCAGAGGAGAUGCCAUCUUGUCUAAAAGGCUGUCAUUCAUAUACACAACAUACACAAGUUCAAGGACUUACUGAAGCACAGCAUGCCAUGUACAGUAGGCUAUGUCACAGGUUCUGAAAGCGUUUCCAUCGGCAACAACUUGAUUACAGGUGAAGUUCCUGAAACGUAAUUCAGUCCCUGCUUGGAAGGUGAUACUAACAUCUGAGUUCCAGGAAAUUUUAGGAGGAGGUAACGUUAGCGGUGCUGUUGACUUAAUUGGUCCAAGUGGUGACUUGGCAACACAUAAAUGAAAACAUGCACUAUCAGAGAACUACAGCACAAAGCAGCCAUUGAAAAACAAACAUCCAAAACAAACGGCAAAACAAUGCAAACUGCAAGUUGUACUAACGGGUGCACGUCCUGAUCAGAAUCUGGGGAGAAUAAAGUAUCUACUCAUGGCAACAGCAGCCAGAGGAGGCGGCUUUUCUCCACUAGGCAAAACAAGGGAGAUCCGCCCGCUGCCACUUCAUGACACCAUGAAGUGGUAAUUUGGUAACCAGGUUGUCCUAUGUAACUAUGGCAACCAGAGUUCUGGAGUGCUGUCCCCAUGUUACCAUAGUAACCAGUGUCUUGAAGUGCUGUUCCCAUGUAAGCCAGUUCUGUGUAACUAUGGUGAAUGCUGUUUCCAUGUAACUAUAAUGAGUUAAUAAGAGCUCAGCCCGUGGUUAUUUUGCAAAGGCAAACUUUUGAGUCAGCCUUCUGCAUAAAAAGAUGUUGGCUUAAUGUUGGGAAGCGCACAGUACUUACAAAGCCAGACUCCAGGGACUGCAGCCACUGUAAUGAAAUGUCAUGUACACACACAGCUGGACAUCCAAGCUCUUGUGGGCUAAUUGUUAAUAGAAUUACACUUUUAGAGUAGUGGUUUUCAAGAAAUGGUGCUGGCUUAUGAUACAUCACAAAGGCAUUUUGUUUUAAUGGUGAAUGUAUUCUUCGGCCAACUCAGAAUCAUAUAAAACACUGCCAGCGUCAGGCGGAAAACCACAUUUGACACAUUCAUCAUUACAGUACAGCUCACAGCUACUGCAUGCUAACAUAGAAAAUGCUGUUGAAGUGCUGCAAGAUAUUGGAGAUUGUAUGUAAAAGUUGAGCCGGGUUCAACUUUAAGAAUUGUGCGGUGCAAACAUUAUCCAAUGUUCCUGCCUUAGACAUUCGCUGUUGCUAAAACCACAGAACAACAUAGGAAUGUUUUUCUUUUUCUUUUUCUUUUUUUUUUUUUUUGCUUGUCAGUACAGAAAUUAGAAGUUGAGUAUCUUAGGCUUGCAGCAGACAGUGUCAGCCUAGAAGUGCAGCAGUAGAAUAAUUUCAGAAUCCCAGAUUGCACUAUGAAACGGUUUAGAUUUUUUUUUUUUUUCUGCAUGGCCAAACAGGAACUAACUGUGGUUUACAUGAUUGAUGAUCUCUGAAUUAGAAAAUUACACUUAAAUUUUAAUUUAGCUUGAUUCUUAAUGCCAACAGAGCUGAUGCUUUCAACUUGAGUUUCAAAUAAGCUAGGAUUUUAGUAUUGCUGUGUUUUAGACCAGGGCCUAAUGGCACUUGCAAAUACAUUGUAUUGUUUGUUUUUUUAUUUUCCUAGGUGUCAGAUGGGGUUUGCCACAUGGCACAAUCCAGUGAGCUACAGAAAGUUAGAGCAAUCACAGGAAAAGACUUAAGAAAUCCUUUUGUACACUUUCCUGUGACUGACAACACACUCUAGACACUCUGAAUUGUCCAGAGGCAGUGAACUACAUCUGGCACUCCACGCAAGUUAAAGCAAAUGCUGCAAAUUAUUUUUACUGAGUGAUAUUGAUGUAUUGAGUACCUACAGAGACCCCCCUCGGCACAGCUGUGGUAAUAUUUGCUUGUGAAUUAUGGAUAUGAUAUUAGGGGUAAUUGCACGCUUGUGGUCCUACAAAAGAACAUUAAAAGACAAAAACAAUUUUCCAUGCAUUAAAAAGCAUCACAAUGUUAAAAAUCAAGUAUAUUCAUGCAGAGAUGUGACUGAUAGCACAGAAGGCUUAAUUAUAUUCCUAUAGGUCAGUAGUAUUGGGAUUUCAUGUCAAAAAUUAGCUAAACUGAUAAAGCUUUUAAUUACAGCUUUUGAUUCUAGGGCUUUAUUGGCCUCAGUGUUGAAACAAAAAUGCCAGCAAAAGUACAGAUCACACUGUCCCAAGAAAUACACUGUUCUAUGUAAUUUCAGGGGGUGGUGUGGCACCAACACUGCCAGGAUCAAGGAUUUGAUUCCCACUGGGGCCAAACAUACUGAAAUGUAUGCACGCAUGAAACUGUAAGGCAUUUUGGACAAAAGGCCAAACACCAUGCUCUAUGUUUUCAACCGUAUAAACGUGCACCUUAUGGAGUAUACACAGAAUAAUUUAGUCACAGUAUUGGGCUGUGAGAGAUUCCUCCAAACUCCUCUAGGUGGCAGCACCAUCACAGCUGGCCAAGAGUCCAGUGAGACCAGCGGUCCUGGUUUUGUCAGCUUUGUAACCAGCAUGACAUUUUUUACUGCAUGGAAAAUCCUCCUGAAAUGAAGAAACGGGUGAUAUCUAUCUUAAAAAAAAAAAAAAAAAAAGAAUUACAUAAAAUGAAAAACAAAUUAUGUUUUAAUAAGCAGAAAACAGUUUAAAGUCCCUCGUUGGCAAAAUUAUGUCAUAUUUUAAAAGUGGUUCAUCUACAUUUUAGAGAGACUGGAGGACAAAUUUGAGCAUUUAUCUUGAGUGGAAUGCAUUAAAUGGAUAUAUAGAGUUUGAAAAUAAAACCUUUCCAUGAUGUCAGACAAUGUUGUAAAAUGUAUUCUUUUUCUGUCUAAAUCCAGAUAAUGACGGGUUAAUUUGAUUUGUCUCAGUAACCGUCAGGCCUGUUCUGAUGAAUGUACACAUGCCACUUUGACACACGUCAUGUACAGGAUGUAAACAUGUUGCAAUAUAAAAUACAGCGAUCAUGUGACUUCUGGA